UGUGAGAAAAUAAUUAAUGAUCAAGUUUAUAUGAUGUCUGAUAGAGAUUAAUGAUGAUUUUUCAUCAUGUAUUUGUAAAUUGUUAAAAAAAAAGCUACUGACUGAUAUUUUUAAAUAAAUAUGGAAACACCAGAUCAGUCAUCUGGUGUUAUAUCUGGUACGACAAUAUCACAGUCUGGUGAAAUUGUGUUAGCAAAGUUUGAAGCUUUAACUUCUCAUACUGGUGAUUCCACUUCGCAGUUAUCAACUGAACAAAUUGGGGAACAAGUUCUUGGCUACUUAGAAGUGCAGCCGUCCGAAGUGCAGUUGGUGCAGGACAGUAACACAAUUUAUCUUCAGCCACAAGAAAUUGAAAUUGAUGGUGAACAUCUAAUUUUAACUCAAGGUGAAGAAGCAGGUGAAAUAAUUGUUGUAGUAAGUACUGAUCAAGAACAUUCUGCAGAUCAAGCAGUUGCUGAAUUAGCUCAAGGAACUGUUGUUAAUGCAACAAUGAUGCAUUCUGAGAGUGGAGACAAUAAACCACGUAUGUUUGUUGUAAAUCAGUCAAAUGCUCAGUUUGAUGUUGUGAGUGAUGAUGGGAAGAUGACUUCUGUGCGAACAAAUGUAGAAUCAGAACAGGCGGUUAAACCGGUUUCUGAACCACUUUUAAUUCCUGUACAGAAUAAUCAAACAGAAAGUAAUGAAAAUAAAAAUGUGGAUAGUGAUAAUCAACAAUUAGAUAGUGCAAAAACUUCCAGUAAUAAAAUGGAAAGUGCUUCUGAAUCCAAAGAAAUUGCCAGUAUACCAAAGAUUGUUUUAAAUUCAGAAGAAGAAUUGAGAGACAGAAAAUUGAUGGAAUUAGCAUGUUUGGCACAAGAAAUGCGCAAAGAGGAGACUUGUACAGAUACUGAAUCUGUUACAAAGAAAGAAGAAACUAAACAGGAAAAUACAACAGAAAAUACAAUUGAAAAACCAUCAGAAAACAUAGAAGACCAACAAAAAAAUUCUAAAAAUUAUGAGUCAACAAGUAAAACUGAUGUUUCGGAAACAGAUGAUAAUGUUGAAAGUACCUCAAAAGAUGUUUUAAAAAGUAAUCCAUGUAUAUCUAAUUUUCCUGAAACAAAUGUUGAAAUUACAGAUAUUUCUGAAUCAUCUAAUGCUGAAAUGUCAACUACAAUUAAUACAAAUCAAAAUUUGGGACCUGAAAUAGAAGAAACAGAAAAUGUAAGAGAUUUACAACAAGAUAAUUUACCUCUUGAUGAAUUUAGUCAAAUAUCUCAGAAUGAUCAGUCGGUUCCAAAUGAAGCUUCUCUUAUAAAUGCAACUGAAAAUACAUCAUUGAUGGUUCCAGAUAAAUCAACAGAACAAAAUCCAAUUUCUCCUGACACAACAAUAUAUUCCCAAGACACUCAUCAAAUUGCAAAUAUAGAAUCACAAUAUGGUGAGAGUCAAUGUAUUAAUGUGUCAGAUUCUGUAGAAAACAAUGAAGUUAAAAGUCCAUUAAUAGAAACAAAUAAUGAGGAAAAAGAUUCAGUCAGUUCUUCUCAAGAUAAGAAUGAAAAUACUGCAGGCGAAUUUCAGGAAACAAGCAAAAGUGAUUUAAGUUCCGCUAGUGUGUCACAAGAAGAAAAAUCAGAAAAUUAUUUAUCCGAAAAUAAAGAAAAACUGUCAGAGUCAGAAGAAACUAAGGUUUUACAGAAUAAUUCUAAUGUUAAUCCUAUUAAUGAAUUAACUGAAAUAAAUCAGACUGAAACUAAGUUAGAAACAGUAAGUGGAUUAGUAAAUACAGACAACAGUCAAAUCAAAUUAAAUGAAUUUAACACUGAUUCAGUUAAAAAUGAUUCAAUGAGUUCUACUGGUGAAAAUUCUGCAGAAAAACCAAGUAAUGAAUGUAAAAUUAUUUCUUCUUCAGUAGACACAAACUCUCAGUCAAAAAAUGACUCUAAUAUUAUAGAGGAAACAAUAAAGUGUGUUCAAGAUGUUAUAAACACUACUGAAAAAAUUUUAAGAGUAUCAGUUAAUGAUGUGAAUAGAAAUAAACCAGUAGAAGAUACGGUAACUAAACCUCCUGAAUCUAGUCAAAUUGUUACAGGUGAAAGUUCUAUUGACAAUAGCUCUGAUCAAGUAGUUCCACAAAUAGAAGUAAAUGAAAUUACAGAGGGAGAUACAGAUACAACAAGUGAAAGUACUCAAGAUAAAAACAUAUCCAUUUCUGUUAAGUCAGAUAAUGUGGAAAAUUUUAAGUCAUCUGAAAAUCAGUCUGAUAAAGAAAGUAUUAUAAAAUCAGAUAUAAAACAGCAACAGCAAAAGAAUGAAGAAGUACUUAAAACCAUUCCAGUUACUGAGAAAAGUAAAGCCUGUGAUUCCAAGUCUGAUAAUGAAAAUCAAAUUGCAUUACAACAAAACAAAAUACAAACAAAGACUGAUAAAGUCACUGAUAGUGUUAAAGAUAAAAGUCCUGUUUCUGUUGUAUUACAAUAUGGCAAUCAAGGAAAGAGCAGAGUUUCUAAAUCACCUAAAUCAGAACCUCAAAAGGAACAAAGCACUCUUACCACAAGAUCUGCUGCAGCAAGGCAAAAACAAGGUCGCUAUCCUGUUGUUAUACACUUAAGAGAUUCUAUUGCAAAGAAUCAACCUGAAAAAGUACAGAAUAAUGAAGGAGGUGAUAAAAUUAAUAAACUUGCAAGUAAAGAAAGUGAAAUAACUAAAAUAGAAGAAAAGAAAAUAAUGUCACAAAACUUGUCUGAAAAAGUAACUACUAGAAGCAAAGAAUUGGUUACAGAAAAUGAAAAGGAUACAUUUAAAGAACAAACAUUAAAUGAAGAAAAUAAAAAUGAAUGUGUUUCAGAUAAGUUAAAAGUUACUAAUAUAAAUGAAAAACUAAACAAAGAAAACGAAGCAAGGAGUGUUGUGUCAAUGAUACCAGAGCCACCAAAAAUUAUUGAAAGAGAUGAAGAACUAGAUGAAAUUAUAGAUGAAGGGUUAAGAAGAUGUGCUGAAAUGAAACGAUCAUUAAAAGCAAAUGCUGAUGCAAAACAAAAUUUGAAUAAUGUGGAAGAAAAGAAAGAGAAAUGCGAAGAAAAGACCAUUGAGAAAAAUAUAAAAGAAAAUGAUGAGUCAUUGAGCAAAAAUGAAAAUGAUUUAGAUCACUUAAAAGCAGUAGAUGAUGACUCUAAACAUAAUGCAAAAAAUGAAUUAACUUUGCAAACUACUUUAUCAGAAGCAGAUGCUUCCUUUCAGUUGGUUUCAGAAUCUUCAGAUGAGAAAAGUGAGUGCUUAACACCUAAAAUUCAAAAACAGUUUCAAUUAUUAAUUUCUCCAGAAAAAUCAGAUGUUGAAGUUGAUUUAACUUCCAUAAAAUCAAAAAUUUCUCAAAAAUUACAAUAUGACUCUGUAUCUGAGCUAAAUGAAUGUCAGAAUGAUACUGAUGUAAUGAAUGAAGAACAGUUGUCAUCUGAAUUAAAACAGAAAAAGUUAGAUUCAGAAAUUCAAACAUCAGUGGAUUCAACUAGAACUAUUUUAUCAAAUGAUAAAUCACCUGAAUUGGCAUUAGACGACUCCACCUUAGAAACUCCUAAACGAAGAGGUCGUAAACGUAGAACAACUGCAGAGUCAAGUUCUGAAAAGAAAAAGAAAAUGGAUACUAUGGAUGAUACAGAAACAACUGAUAAGGAGCUGCAGGGAAGAAAAUCAUCACCUAGGAAGAAAGGUAGGAAAAGAAAGAGUGAACUUGAGUGUGAACAACAAAAACAACAGAAAUUGGAUUUUGAUAAAUUAACAGGAAAAAAGACAAAUGUUAGUUUGGAUAAUAAACAAGCAAAAUCUCCUGCUCAGAAAAGUUGGUUUUUGAGACCACGAGGUAGCUCAUCCAAAGAAUUACCAGUGAAUUCUGUCAAUGAAAAGACAGCUAAUAUAUUAAAUGUUAGUGACAAUAAUGAAAAUAAACUUAAUGAACAAAUGGUAUUAAAUCAAACUCCCAUUGUAUAUCACAAUUCAGUAAUUGAUGAUACACAAAAUACGAUUUCCUCUCCAGUGCCUCAAGAUCAAUUAAACGACGAUAGUGAUAAAAGUGAAAUUUCAGAGGACCAAGUAUCUCGACCAGUUCUCAUGACUCGUAAUGAAUUUCUUAAUUCUAGUUCAUUAUCAUCUAAAAAUAAAAGACAAUACUCAAGAAAGCACAUUAAAUCAAAAUCUGUGAAUUUGAGUGUACAGAAAGCACAAUCACCUCGAAAAUAUUCUCCAAAAUCAAAGACAGACUCAUCAAUUACUCUUCAAAGAAAGAAACAUGUAAGGUCUAAGACAGAAUCAUCAUUGCAAAUUCUUCCUGAUUUGAAAGAAUCUUGUGCAUCUCCUGUGAAAGUGUGUGACUUUCGUAUCAGAUGUCAAACUCCUAGUACUCCGUCCGAAAAAUCCCUGACUUAUUCAUGUGUCGGUUGCCGUUUCCAAACCUCUAGAGUUCAAAAUUUAAUUCAUCAUUAUAGAGAGAAAUGUCUCUACACUGGCCCAGAUGCAUUCCAUUGGGAUGUGGAUCAGUUAGAAGGUGCAAGAAAAGAAGAAUCUAUGAAACCUAAAGAAAAUACAGUUAAUACUAAACAUAUUAUUGAUGCUACUAGUAAAUCUGCUGUUACUUCUAGGAUACAAAAUGCAACAAAACAACGUCAAAUUAAAAGUGGAAACGAUUUGGAAAAAGCAGAAAAUUCAGAUUCUGAUCUUGACGAUCUUCCUCCAGCUUUUGACACACCAUCCAAAAAAAAAUUUGGAUUUACAGAUGAUGAUGUAGUUUGGGUGGAAUGGAAAAAUUUGCAUUGGCCUGCAUUAGUAAGAAAAAUUUAUAUGAAACAAAAAAAGGCUUCAAUUAUGUUUAUUGAUAGUCCAAGUAGCAAGAAACCAGGUAUUAGGGUUCCAAUUAAAAAAAUAUCAACAUUUGAUAAUGCUGAAAGAAAUAAAAAGUUUUUGAGUGCCGGACGAGUAACUUCACAUGCUGAUACGCUUGUGAAAGCUGUUCAGAAAGCAGAAGAUUUUCUUCGUAAGCGUUGUCUCGGUGUUAAUAUAACAGCUGCACAGUUUUUUGGAAAUUUGGAUGAUAUUCCAGACUAUAUUUCUGAUGUUGGAAGUUCUACUGGAACUCCUUCUGAACCAGAUUCUUUGGCACGAGAAAGGCAUUUGUCUGAGGUUUCAAGUUCGAGAUCGAUUUCACCUGCUUUGAGAUUAACUCAAGAGGAACAAGCAAAGGAUACUGAAAGUUUACCUGGAGAGUCCAAUGAAGGUUCUGAUCCAGAAGCUCUAGCAAGGAGAAAAGAGAGACGCAAACAUCAGAAUGCCAAACUGCUUCAGUGUAUUAAAGCUGGAAAAAUAGAGACUCAUUUAUUAGGUGUGUAUCGCAGUACAAUACCAAGUGAACGACAUAAAUUGUUCCAUAGUAAUGUUGCUUCUGAGAGAAAUAAACUAAAACAUGUUUCAUGGUUUGGACCAAUUGAUGAUGAAGAACAGCAAGAAGAAAUAUAUGAUUAUUGCUUGCAAUUGUUCAAAUCAUCAUGUGAAUAUAAAGAUACAUUUGAUGUUGUUGCUUACAUGUUUGAAGUUUGGGUUCCAGAGGCAAUCGUGAGAGCCAUAGCAAGAGUACGUAGAGUAAAAAUGAAUCAGGCAGAGAAUAUUUUUUCGAGAGGAGUGAAUUGGAGCAAGGCCGAAAAGGAAGAGGCAAAACGAGAAUUUGAAAACUUCCAGAUGACGGAUGAAGAGCGUCAGGAACACAGAGAAAAUAUGGCUGACAGUCUGAGAAUCGCCGGUGUAAAAGAAGACAUUAUCCAGUCAUUGAAUUUGUAAUUUUAAUCACUAUUUUAACUACAUGUAAUUUUUCCAUAAACAAAUAUAAAAAAACUAAACGUAAAAAAAAUCAACUCCAAAUAUUUCAGUUUUCCAGUUAAGGGUGAAGUUUUCUUCCCGUAUUUGCUUGCUACAGAUAGCGAUAUUUGAAAGUUGUACGACUGUAAAUUACAAAAUAUAACUAGAAUUUUUUUAUUUAUUAGUGCUUGAUUACAUUCUACAUCAGAAGAAUAUCAGUUUUUAUCAACAGUUAAAAAGCAGUUAGACAAAUCUAUAAAGGAAAUAGGUCAUGUAAUUGAGAUUUUAAAAUGUACCCAAAAUUUUUUUUAUUAGUAGUGCUAUGAUAUGUUGUACUUAACACAUUGAACGUCAUGUACAGGAAUUCUUGAAUAUGGAAAAGUUUAAAUUGUCUUUGUUGCUUUGCAUUCUGAAUUUCCUAAUUAUAUGUCAUUAGGAUAAUUAUUAAAUAAUUAAUAAAGAAGUAAUUACAAGUUGUAAGAACAAAGAUUGUGCCAAAUUGAAUAAUAGAUUUAUAUAAAGUCCAGUUUGUUUUUUGUUUUUGAAAUCACAAGAGCAUUUUACAUUGAGCUUAAUACACCUUGCAUAUUUUAAAUUUGAAUUAUAUAGUAUGUUUGUAGUUUUAUGUAUUAUAAUUAGUUGGCUACAUAGAAUAUAUCUGUUAUUUGCUUAUUUUGUUUAUGCAGUCAAUUUAAAAAAGUUUAAAUUUGUCGAAAUUCGAAUGUAAUGGGAACUCAAAAGCAUACUUGCUGCAGUUUGGGUCAAAAAUUUUUGGUCUCGUAAAGGAAUUAUGCUUUGCCCGUUAUUCAAAAUCUUAUUCUCAUUCGUUUUAAUUUGUAUUCUAUUAUAAGCAGUUUCAACAAUCAUGCCUGUUGUUUAUAUGAGAAGGAAAAAUAUUUGAAAUAGCUUUAAGAUUUGUAUUGGUAAGGGGUUUUGCAUUAAACAUCAUCAAAUUAUAUAUACAUAUAGACAUACACAAACACAACACAAACAUAUAUAUAUAUACUGUAAAAAUGUUUUGCAUAUAUAAAACAUUGCAAGUUUAUAGAGUACAUAAAAAAGUACGAAUUCUAUAAUUCUAAAAUACGCAUUUUUAAUUGUUGUCAUAUGGUCUGUAGAACCAUAAUUCCUAUGUGAGGUUUCUAUAUAGAUUUAUUUGUUGAGAUAGAAAUUUCCGUAUUUAGAAAUAUUUAAGUAUAUCGGUGACGCCUACGCUAUAUGUUUUUUUUUACAUAUAUAUGUUACACAUAAAAAAACACCCAUGUAUGCAUAUAUAUAUGUUGAAUAUGUACAUUAUGAAAAAAAUGAUAUUAUGACGUUCUUUAUAAGCUCAGUUUAAGGAAGUCCGAUUCAAUUUUGUUUCUCUUGUAGUAGUAUAAUUUGAAAGGUGGAAAAAUGCCUUAUUAGAAGAGAAUAACUACAAGGAUGCUUUGUAAAAUUCAUCCAAUUAAAAAUAAUGUGUAAUGAAUUAGUUUUAUCAAAUUUUUCCACAUUGUUAUUAAAUGUUGAAUUUUAAUAAUAAUAAUAAUAAUAAUGAUGAUGAUGAUGAUUUUAGAAUUGCUUUUGUUUAUUUUUGUCAUAGUCCAUUGGAAGCAUUAUGUAAAUCAUGAUAUUACACUGCCUAUUUAAAUACGAAAUUUUAGAAAUCAAUUUUUUGCAUGCAACUGCAGUGUCGUCACGACUGAUGGGAGAAUAACCAUAGCUUUUGAAAAAAUGACUUAAAAAAAUAAAAAAAAGAACAUUGUAGUAAUGGCUGCAUCGUGUCGUGCGGUAACAUGUUGCAUAGUCUUUAAAAUCUCAUAUUUUCACUCCAGAUCUACGGAAUGUUUGCUUUUUGUGCGUAAAUGUUCAACCGUGGAGAAAAAGGCAACGUUCGGACGACAAAAAUAAAUAUAUAAAUAUAUAUAUACACAAAUAUAUAUAAAAAAAUUUUUUGUGUAAUUUUAUGUAGUUGAUAUCAUCAUUGUUACAAGAAAUAAUUCUUGAAAAAGUUUUUGAAUUUGUCUCCUGUAAUCUGGUUCUUGUGUCUAUUAUUAUUUUGUUAUAAAUGUUUGGUGAUGUGAAAUUUAUUGCAUUCCUUAAUGUAACGUACAUGGUGUAUUUUCACCAGAACUACGAGAUGUCUUGUUCGGGGUUGCUCGUCGAAUCCUUGUGAAAAAUAAAGGCUUGUCAUUUGUUUUUCAA
Messenger RNA from Centruroides sculpturatus (bark scorpion), 8004 nucleotides. Its product is annotated as interaptin-like. The record is from RefSeq and is a predicted model, not a curated record. The transcript has 11 exons. Lineage: Eukaryota; Metazoa; Arthropoda; Arachnida; Scorpiones; Buthidae. The coding region runs from base 121 to 5802 and encodes 1893 amino acids.